AUGGCACAGGCUAAUGCAGCCCAGCAUGUAAUGCUUACUCAAACACUCACUGACUCUUUUGGCAUUAUCCUGGAUUGCUUUGAUCUUAAAAGGCAGCUCCAGCAAAUGAAUAAGUCAAGUGAUUCAAUACUCGGUCUAGUGAAUCAACUGUUCAUUGUUAUCCACAGGAACCAGGAAAACCAGAGCACUGAAGUCACUUUCAUUCUCUUGGGAUUCUCAGAAUACCCAGAUCUCCAGCUGCCCCUGUUCCUCUUAUUCCUGACCAUCUACACAGUCACUGUGCUGGGGAACCUGGGCAUGAUACUGAUUAUCAGGAUCAACCCCAAACUCCACGUCCCAAUGUACUUCUUCCUCAGUCAUUUGUCCUUCCUUGAUUUCUGUUACUUUACAGUGGUUACACCCAAACUGCUAGAAAACCUGGUUGUCGAAGACAGAACCAUCUCCUUCUCAGGAUGCAUCUCUCAGUUCUUCUUUGCUUGCACGUGUGUAGUGACAGAAAUGGUCAUGUUGGCAGUGAUGGCCUAUGACAGGUUUGUAGCAGUCUGUAACCCCCUGCUCUACACCACUGCAAUGUCCUUCAGGCUCUGCUCCUUGCUGGUGGGGGCAUCGUAUUCUUGGGGUAUAGUGUGUUCUUUGAUUCUUACUUACUUUCUACUGCAAUUAUCCUACAGAGGAAAGAAUAUCAUAAGAAACUUUGUCUGUGAGCAUGCUGCCAUUGUCUCUGUGUCCUACUCUGACCCCUACAUCAGCCAGCAGAUCAUCUUAAUCUUUGCAUCCAUCAACGAAAUAAGCAGCCUGAUGAUCAUCCUUACAUCCUAUGUGUUCAUUUUCAUCACUGUUAUGAGGAUGCCCUCAACUGGGAGCCGUCAGAAAGCCUUCUCCACAUGUGCCUCCCACCUGACCGCCAUCACCAUCUUCCAUGGGACUAUCCUUUUCCUCUACUGUGUUCCCAACUCCAAGAGCUCCUGGCUCUUGGUCAAGGUGGGUUCUGUUUUUUACACAGUUGUCAUUCCCAUGUUGAACCCACUGAUCUACAGCCUCAGGAAUAAAGAUGUAAAAGAGACAGUCAGGAAGUUAGUCAGUACUAGAUUGCUCUGUGAUAAGCCUUAA
Molecule: messenger RNA, 1110 nt
Organism: Erinaceus europaeus (western European hedgehog)
Lineage: Eukaryota; Metazoa; Chordata; Mammalia; Eulipotyphla; Erinaceidae
Product: olfactory receptor 5D13-like
Exons: 3
Coding region: 1-1110 (369 amino acids)
Biological process (GO): G protein-coupled receptor signaling pathway; sensory perception of smell
Cellular component (GO): membrane
Molecular function (GO): G protein-coupled receptor activity; olfactory receptor activity; odorant binding
Source: RefSeq, a predicted model, not a curated record